GAUGAGGAAAACAAAGCACCGACGAGUGAAGAUGAUGAUGUCGGAAUCGGAUCGGUGGUAGAAAGAAACGGCGAGAGAGUGGCAUGGAUUGACGAUGUGGAGGUUACCGGUGAUGAUGAAUGAUUUGAGCCUAGGGUCACCGGAGAAGAUCUCACGACGUCUACGAGCGGUGCUGCAGUGAGCGGACCUUCCGUCAGUGGAGGAAUCCAAUCGCCGAUUGGCUCAGAUACAUUGGGCACCAUGGAUAAGGUAUGAAAUGGAAAUCGAUUUUCAUCAAAUUGGACAUGGCGAGAAACAUAUAAGUGUUGUGUUGAGGGAUCGAGGAAAAAAAGGCGCUAUGGGUGAGAGAGUAACCGAGAAAGAUGCAUGGGGUAGAACGGGUUUUAAGUUUGUAAAAACGGGAUGGUCUUAGCCAUGGAAUAUAGAGGCAGCCAAAAAUUUUGAGUUUGGAAUAGUUAUGAGGUGUCCCAAAUAGACGAUGAAACAAAGAAGAUAGAGAGAGAACUGAAGUGGGAAGUCUGUUUAUGAUAUAGACAACAGUGACAAAGGCGUAAGACCAGUAGGUGAUUGGAAUAUUUGAUUUUGUGAAGAAGAGAGAGGCCAGUUUCAAUGAUAUGAUGAUGGUGUCUUUCGGCGAGAACAUUGUGUUCGGGUGUGUGAGGAGGAGACAUUAAGUGAUACUGGCGGUAGAUAGGAAAUCAUGGAGGGCAAUGAAUUCUCCACCGUUAUCGGAGAAGAGAGUACCAAUUUUUGUUUGAAACCGGGUUUCAGUGAGAGCUUUGAAUCUUAUGAAGGUGUCUUUGACAUGAGAUUUCAGAUUUAGUGGAUAGAACCAGGUGUAUCGAGUGAAGUGGUAAAAAAUAAUGAAAUAGUGCUUAAAGGAGUCUAUGGAGAGAAUUGUAAAAGUCCACAGGUCGAUAAAGAUAAAUUGCAUAGGUCUUGUAGAAGAGAUGGAGGUUUGAGAAAAAAGCUAGUUUAUGAAUUCUAUUGAAAAGCAAUCAACGCAUGACAACUGUUUGGAUAAAGAUUCAGAAAAUGGUAAAGAAAUUUUUUGAAAUAACAGUUUUGAUAAUCAGACGAGAAGGAUGCCCAUGUCUUGAGUGCAACUCGGAGACUAAAGUCUUUACUGUGAGAGUUGCAAAUGUAGUUACUUUUGGAAUUGGCCACUCUUAUAGUUCAUUUUUAGUCCUUCCUUGGAGUAGGCGGGUCCCCCGAGCUGAGAUCCUUCACUUGAAAGGAGGCCGGGAAAAAAUUCAAUAGACAAGUUAUUGCCAUUGCAUAAGCCAUAAACUGAGAUCAAAUUCUUUUGGAUAUUAGGUACAUGAAGAAUAUUUGUAGGAGAGAGUGAACAUGUUGAAGAAGGAAGAGAAGUGGAAACUGUAUUGACAAUGGGAAGCACUGCCAUCACUGAUGAGAACUUCAUCGCCACCGGUGUACGGCUGACAAGUUGGCUAGAUUAGAACUGAUGUGGUGAGUGGAGCUAGAGUCCAUGAGCCAUGGAUUUGAGCUUGAGGCAUGAGCAAGGUUAGCACAUGGCAUCCAUGAGGUUGGUGGAGUGGGCAGCAGUAGAGGCUGAGAAAUCCGAGUCUGGUAUCAGUGCCGCCACCCAAGUUAUUUCUACCCUUUCAAUUGACUUUUCUCGAGGAUGCAAAAGAGUGAGUGGUCCUACGAGAAGAUCAACUAAAGGAGGAUGGACUUCUGAAGAGGACGAACUUUGGACGAAUGUUGUGCAGAUGUACAAAGGGCUUACCAGCUGGAAAAAUAUUGUUGAGCGUGUUCCUGGAUUGAAGGACAAGAGGAGCGAAGUCCAGUGUCAGCACCGUUGGCUAAAGGUUCUUGAUCCAAACCUCUACAAAGGAAAUUGGACAAAAGAUGAAGAUGACCUCUUAAGUAAAUUGGUUGAGAAUCAUAUGAAGAAUGAUAGGCCUCAAUGGUCGAAAAUUUCAAAGCAACUCCCUGGUCGCAUCGGCAAGCAAUGUCGUGAAAGACCUUUUACAUUGUUUUUCUUUUCGCAUUUGGUUUCCAUGCAUCACAUUUUUCCCAUAAAGCUGGUUAUGUUAAUUUUUUGUUAUGUAUUUUAGGUGGCAUAAUCAUUUGAAUCCGACUAUUAUAAAAACUGUGUGGACUAGAGAAGAGGAACUCAUUCUCGUUCAAUCACAAAGAGAACACGGCAAUAGGUGGGCAGAGAUUGCCAAGCUCUUGCCUGGAAGGACGAAGAACAAUAUUAAGAACCACUGGAAUUGCCGAGUGUGGACAACGUUUUGUCAAAUAGAGUAAGCAUGAAUAGGCUGAAACUGUGGACAACGUUUUGCUGAGUGUCCUUUUGUACCACAGAUUUGACAGCGUCUGAGAUAAGUUUUAGGAGUCCGAUGACUAGCAGAGUGCUGCUAGUUAGACCAGGUUGAUGGAGAGUUGUUUUUGGACGCUGGUGAUUGUUCUUGAAAGAGCGAGGAAGGUUGUUGGUGUAGUUCACAGAGAUCGAAAAAGAGGAAGUAGUGGGAGCAGAGGCAAGCAACUUUGCUUCAUAAUUGAGGAGCUUCUCAUGGAGUUUCGAGAGUGAGGGGGGCGGGGAGUGUCGUGAGCUUUAGUCUUAUCAAUGAUGGGUUUGUAGUCCUCGGGAAGACCAUCGAGGAUGUAAUCAAUCUGAUCUUCAUAGGUUUCAGGUUUUCCCAGAAGAGAAAGUUGAUCAAAAUUGAUGGUUGGCAUAGGUGGUUACCAAGGUAUCCCAUAUUUCAGCAGCCGUGAAAGCUCGAGAGAGAAUUGGUUGGAAAGAGAUGGAGAUGGCACCAAGAAUAGCUUUGUAGAUCAGCUUGUCCUGGCGUUUUCACACGGUGAAGGUUGGGUUAGCAGAGGUAAUCCCAUUCUUGGUGAUUGUGGGAUCCAGUUUGGUGAUGGCAGAGUCGAGAAAUGGAA
Messenger RNA from Camelina sativa (false flax), 2913 nucleotides. The record is from RefSeq and is a predicted model, not a curated record. Lineage: Eukaryota; Viridiplantae; Streptophyta; Magnoliopsida; Brassicales; Brassicaceae.